Messenger RNA from Megalops cyprinoides (Indo-Pacific tarpon), 4492 nucleotides. Its product is annotated as deleted in malignant brain tumors 1 protein-like. The record is from RefSeq and is a predicted model, not a curated record. Bases 87 to 2801 code for a protein of 904 amino acids. Lineage: Eukaryota; Metazoa; Chordata; Actinopteri; Elopiformes; Megalopidae. The transcript is spliced from 16 exons. Gene Ontology annotation, cellular component: membrane.
AAACAACAGGAUGUCAUAUAAUUUCUGCUGAACCUCCAGAUAAUAUCUUUACAUGCUGCAGAGGUAUCUCCAUUUCCAUCUGCAACAUGUUGUUUUUCCUGAUGACCGAUGCUCUGGCUCUGCUGUUCCAGACCUGCAACAGCCAAAUCUCCAUGGACAGCUACACGGGUCCCAGAGUGCGCCUGGCUGGUAGUUCCAGUAACUGCUCUGGGAGGGUGGAGGUGUACCAGUCUGGCCAGUGGGGGACGGUGUGUGACUACGGUUGGGACCUUCCUGAUGCCCAGGUGGUGUGCAGGGAGCUGGGCUGUGGCUUUGCCCUGUCUGCAUCAUAUGGGUGGUAUGAGUACGGCAUGGGAACAGGUCCAAUUCUCCCUCAUGGAGCUGCAUGCAAUGGAGAUGAGACAUCUCUCCACAACUGUCCCAGAAUCACCCCCCCCUCCUGGUGGUGGUGUGCUCAUUACUUUGACCCCAAUGUUGUAUGUACUGGACCUGGCCCAGGUGCAGAACAACACAAUGGGACAAGGGUGAGGGUGGUUGGCACCCCUAGUAACUGCUCUGGGAGGUUGGAGGUAUACCACGGUGGUCACUGGGGCACAGUGUGUGGGGAUUACUGGGAUGUGAAUGAUGCCCAGGUGGCGUGCCGUCAGCUGGGCUGUGGUGCACCCGACCCUGGCCUGCCCACCUCUCUGUUUGGCAGUGGCUCUGGGGUAAUUUUCCUGGACGACCUGCACUGCAGAGGUAAUGAGUCCUCCCUCUUCGACUGUCCAUCUCGAGGGACAGGUGUGCACAACUGUGUCCACUCCUUGGAUGUUAGCAUUAGCUGCACAGGUACAAAUUCAUUGGAAUACAAUGGCACUCGUGUGAGAGUGGUCAACGGGGCACACCGUUGUGAAGGCCGGGUAGAAGUGUAUCUUGCAGGCUAUUGGGGGACAGUGUGUGAUGAUUUCUGGGAUAUGAAUGACGCCCAGGUUGUGUGCAGAGAGCUGGGCUGUGGGGAGGCUGUGGCUGCUCUGCAAUAUGCUCAUUUUGGCCAGGGCACAGGGCUUAUUUUCCUGGACAACCUGUUCUGUACUGGGAGUGAGCAGUCACUGUUCAACUGUACAUCCAAUGGCCUGGGCUCCCAUAACUGCAUGCACUAUGAAGAUGCUGGGGUCAUAUGUGCAGGUCCAAAUGCAACAGAAUACAACGGCACUCGUGUGAGAGUGGUGAAUGGAGAACACCGUUGUGAAGGCCGGGUAGAAGUGUAUCAUGCAGGCUAUUGGGGAACAGUGUGUGAUGAUUUCUGGGAUAUGAAUGACGCCCAGGUUGUGUGCAGAGAGCUGGGCUGUGGGGAGGCUGUGGCUGCUCUGCAAUUUGCUCAUUUUGGCCAGGGCACAGGGCUUAUUUUCCUGGACAACCUGUUCUGUACUGGGAGUGAGCAGUCACUGUUCAACUGUACAUCCAAUGGCCUGGGCUCCCAUAACUGCAUGCACUAUGAAGAUGCUGGGGUCAUAUGUGCAGAUCCAAACACUGGUACAAAAGUGCGCCUGGUGUCCGGACAAAAUAACUGUUCGGGGCGGGUGGAAUUCAGUUACUAUGGCACCUGGGGAACAGUGUGUGACGAUGGCUGGGACCUGGAUGAUGCCCAGGUGGUGUGCAGGGAGCUCCGCUGUGGGGAUGCUCUGUCUGCCCUGGGAGGUGCAGCCUUUGGCAGUGGUCAGGGGCCCAUCCUCCUGCAUGAUGUACACUGCCGUGGCAAUGAGACUUCGCUGGAGAGUUGUGGGACAGUCACUACAGCCUCCAAUCACUGUCAGCAUGACCAGGAUGCAGCUGUGGUUUGCUCAGCAGGUGCAACGGUCCGGCUGGUGAAUGGGAGACAUCGUUGUGCAGGGAGAGUGGAGGUUCUUGUGGGCAGCCAGUGGGGGACAGUGUGCGACGAUUACUGGGAUAUUCGAGAUGCCCAUGUAGUGUGCCGGGAGCUGGGCUGCGGGUACCCACUCUUCGCCCCGAGAUGGGCCAGUUUCGGACAGGGCACAGGGCCUAUAUUUUUGGAUGAUGUGGCAUGCUUUGGCUCGGAGAUGUCCCUUUUGAAUUGUGGUCACACAGGAUACGGCAGACACAACUGCUUCCACUAUGAGGAUGCAAGUGUGGUCUGUUCAGAUGCUUCAGUGGAGUCAGAAAUUUACACGGGCCCUCGAGUGCGUCUGGUUAACGGUCCCAAUGACUGCUCUGGGCGAGUGGAAGUAUACUAUUCCGGCAUGUGGGGGACAGUGUGUGACCAUGAUUGGGACCUGUUGGACGCCCAGGUAGUGUGCCAGGAGCUGGGCUGUGGGAGGGUACUGCACGCUCCCAGUUUUUCCCACUUUGGGAUGGGGGAAGGGCUUAUCCUCCUGGAUCAUGUGAGUUGCCUUGGGAAUGAGACAUCACUGCUGUCCUGCUCGGCUGCACAGACGGAGUUCCAUGACUGCCAUCAUCUCGAGGAUGCCAGUGUCAUCUGCUCUGGCAGGACCACAGUGCGUUUAGUAGAUGGCAGUGAUCGGUGCAAUGGGCGUGUAGAGGUGCACCACUCCGGCAUGUGGGGCACUGUGUGUGACCACGGCUGGAACCUCAUUAAUGCCAAGGUUGUGUGCCGAGAGCUGGGCUGUGGGCAGGCCGUCAUCGCACCCACAGGCGCUGCCUUUGGGGAGGGCGUGGGCCACAUCUGGCUGGACGACAUCUCCUGCACAGGGAACGAGCGAAAUCUGACUGAGUGUUCUAGCAGAGGCUUUGGGGUGUACAACUGUGACCAUUCUAAUGACGCUGGGGUGGUCUGCUCUGGGUGAGACGAGAACAUGUUCUAUGAACAUUCCCUUCUGCUAUCCAGUAAGUAGUAAUUGACACGGCCACAGUAAAAACUGACAUUUACACAGCUGAAUUAAAAUUUAUUUUGUUAGGUUACUGCUAAACCGAAACAGCAGGUCAACCUCACUGAAGGUGCUCCGCAAAUAAACAUUUGAUGCUCUCUGGAUUACAGGAUAUUUUGUCCCAGUUAAGACAUGCUUAUAUACUUUUUCAACAUAUCUACAACCAUCAUUGUUCUCUUCCUUUAGGUGGACACAAGAAGCCAAGAUGACAGCUACUCACUCAAAUCUUAAAUCUUUUGCAAUUUUCAGUGCAUUUCUGUAAAAUUACAUGCAUUCAAUCAACUCUCCUCAAAUAUGCUGACAUUCAUAGGUAGAAUUGUCUCUUUUCAUUUUUGUAUAAAUUCUCUUUGAAAACCUCUUGCAUUUAAAAGUCAUUCUGAAGCAUCAAAUGUUGUUGCAAUUGACUAUUUUGUGCUUUGCUUUCUUCCCAAUAUUACCAUUAAGGGCAGAAUUUUUGGAUUUGCAUGUCAAAGUAAGCUUCCUCAAAGGAAUGGUUAAUGAUCAACAGACAUGUACAUUUUAAUAUAAAAGGUUUAUUGACAGGAAAAAUACUGUAUCUUUCUGCAUGUAUAUGUUUGAAAAGCCUGUGUAUUCAGAGACGCAACAUUUAAGCACACAGGACAUUACUUGGCAACAGAAAAGGAAACUGUUACACCUCUUUUCCCCUCAUAAAGUUAAAUGUCUGGAAACACUAACAGUCAAUUGAAUUAUUUAGAUUUUUUUGUAGUUGAUUUUUUUGUAAACAGUAGCUUAAAACAUAUAGCACUUUAAGUGCAUAUACACAAACUUGAGCCAAUUUUUACCCUGUAGUUUAACUUUUGUGCAUACUGUCACACCAGUGUGAUUAGCCCUUGCACGCAUACGGUCAAACCGGUGUGAUUAGAACACUAGAUUGGACAAAUAGCUAGCUAACAUUACCUUUGAGGAAACAGUGAUUUAACGUUAGAGUACAGAAAGUACAGAAAUGCAGUGGUGAAAACUGUGAGCUCAAUAACGUUAAUGAAAACAUAAUGAACCAUGUAAUGCAGCACAUGCAACACAUAGCAUAUAAUAAGUGACAUACAAAAGGGUUAAUUUCACUAGGUGAAUCAGUUCUUUGUUCUCUCCUCCUUCAGAAAAUUUUCUUCCUCAGAGAACGAGGCAAGUGUUUAAUAUGCAAUUUAAUGUAUUUUGGGAGAGACCACAAACAGUAUCAUUCCUGUGCAAAGAUAAAAUGCUGAGAUAAAAAGCCUCUAGAGUAUAAUAUGCAUCCAACACCAAAAGCAAUAAAAAUGACAUGUUCUGAAGAAAUAAAAAAUCAAAAAGGUGUAUAAUUCUCAAGCCUUAUAUAUAUAUAUGGUAUAUAGGCACAACGACAACAUUUAAGAAUGUGUGUAAGUGUUCAUUCAUCAAUGUCAAGACCAUGAGAAUGAGCAUUUCCAGGACCAAAGUGAAAAUAAUCCAGAAUAAGUUUAAGAAAGACAUUAGCCAGUUCUGGUCUGUUCUCUCAUCUAAACUGAUUCAUGUUCAGGUACGAAUGAGACUUCAGAUCAAUUAAAAAUGGAUCAGCAAAUUCAAUAAUGAUAGUGACCAGAAAGAGAAAAAAGAUAAUUUAACAUCUUACAUUCACU